AUGGCAAGCUCGUCCACCAAAAACUUGAUAGACUUUUACUUUUCUUGUUGUUUUUAUGACUCUGCAAAGCUUGUUUUCCAAUCCAGUGGAGAGCGAUCCAGUAUUUCCCAAUGGAAUGGCCUCAUGAUAGCUUAUACUAAGAACUUUAAAUUCAAUGAAGCUCUUGACCUUUGUGGAAGUUUGCUGCGCUACCCUUAUCUUUGUCCCGAUUGUUACAUUUAUCCAAGUGUCCUUAAGGCCUGUGGUGCAUUAGGUGAAGUUGCUUUGGGAAAAAUGAUCCAUAACCAUUUGAUAAAGAUCCGUUUUGUAUCAGAUAUUGUUGUUGCCAGCUCUCUUGUGUGCAUGUAUGCUAAAUGCAACAUGCCGUUUAAUGAAAUGCCCGAGAGAGACGUGGCAUGUUGGAAUACUGUAAUUUCUUCUUAUUUUCAAGAUGGCCAAGCUCACAAGGCAAUAGACUUGUAUGAAAAGAUGAGGAACACUGGAUUUAUGCCUAAUUCAGUGACAGUAGAUCUUGUUAGGCUGUUCAAGGUGUCUAAUCAGCUAAAAAUGUCUUUGAAAAUGCCCAAGACAAACGCAGUUUCUUGGAAUGUUAUGAUUUCUGGAUAUGUGAAAGUGGGUGACUAUUUUGUAGCUCUGGCUAUGUCGGCUGACAUGAAAGAAGCUGGUGUAAUGCCAAAUGCCAUCACAGUAAGUAGUAUCUUAUCGGCUUGUUCGCAACUUGCAGCACUGUAG
Messenger RNA from Pyrus x bretschneideri (Chinese white pear), 732 nucleotides. Its product is annotated as pentatricopeptide repeat-containing protein At5g27110-like. The coding region runs from base 1 to 732 and encodes 243 amino acids. Gene Ontology annotation, biological process: RNA modification. Lineage: Eukaryota; Viridiplantae; Streptophyta; Magnoliopsida; Rosales; Rosaceae. The record is from RefSeq and is a predicted model, not a curated record. Gene Ontology annotation, molecular function: RNA binding; protein binding. The transcript has 3 exons.